Molecule: messenger RNA, 1068 nt
Organism: Penicillium verrucosum
Lineage: Eukaryota; Fungi; Ascomycota; Eurotiomycetes; Eurotiales; Aspergillaceae
Product: putative mitochondrial carrier protein
Exons: 5
Coding region: 1-1068 (355 amino acids)
Biological process (GO): transmembrane transport
Source: RefSeq, a predicted model, not a curated record
AUGAGCCUAGAUCGCCAGGAUGCUGUUCAGAAAGAGGAGUUGAAUGGUACAGGAAAGCCUGCCUUGCAGAAUCUGUCCAAGUUUCCCUCUGGUUCAAAUCCAGCCAGGGAGCUGAUUACUGAGCAAACUCCCUCAAUGUUGGUUCGGACUAGAAAAAACCUCGCGGAACCUGUGGUGGCUGCAUUUAUGGCUGGUGGAGUGGCUGGUGCAGUUUCCAGAACAAUAGUGUCACCACUCGAACGAUUGAAGAUUCUGCUUCAAAUUCAAAGUGUCGGUCGAACAGAAUACAGAUUAUCAAUCUGGAAAGCCUUGGUGAAGAUGGGACGGGAAGAAGGCUGGCGUGGUUUCAUGCGAGGAAAUGGAACAAACUGUAUUCGCAUUAUCCCUUACUCCGCGGUACAGUUUGGGAGCUAUAAUUUUUACAAGCAAUUUGUAGAGUCUCCUGAUGGUGAGAUGACCCCAAUGCGUCGCCUUGUUUGUGGAGGUGUUGCUGGCAUCACCUCAGUGACUAUCACCUAUCCUCUGGACAUUGUGCGAACCCGGCUUUCCAUUCAAUCCGCCUCCUUUGCCGAUCUUGGAGCAAGAGACCCAAGCCAAAAACUGCCAGGCAUGUUCACUACAAUGGCCAUGAUCUAUAAAAAUGAAGGUGGGACAAAGGCUUUAUACCGUGGAAUUGCACCUACCGUUGCUGGAGUUGCCCCAUAUGUGGGACUCAAUUUCAUGACCUACGAAUCGGUGCGCAAGUAUCUAACACCGGAAGGGGACAAAAACCCUAGCUCCUAUCGAAAAUUAUUGGCUGGCGCGAUCUCUGGAGCAGUCGCUCAGACCUGUACCUAUCCUUUUGAUGUACUACGUCGACGAUUCCAAAUCAACACAAUGUCGGGAAUGGGUUACCAAUACACCUCAAUCUGGGAUGCCGUGAGGGUCAUCGUGGCUGAAGAGGGACUACGUGGACUCUUCAAGGGGAUAGGGCCAAAUCUUUUGAAAGUUGCUCCCAGUAUGGCCAGCAGCUGGUUGAGUUUUGAAAUGACUCGUGAUUUCUUUGUCGGCUUGAAUGAUAGAGAAUAG